This is a messenger RNA of Pochonia chlamydosporia 170, 2286 nucleotides long. RefSeq names its product OPT oligopeptide transporter. Bases 1 to 2286 code for a protein of 761 amino acids. Gene Ontology annotation, biological process: transmembrane transport. The transcript is spliced from 3 exons. NCBI's taxonomy places the organism in Eukaryota, Fungi, Ascomycota, Sordariomycetes, Hypocreales, Clavicipitaceae. Gene Ontology annotation, molecular function: oligopeptide transmembrane transporter activity. The record is from RefSeq and is a predicted model, not a curated record.
AUGGCGGCACCCAAAGCUGUACAGCAAGAGGUUGACCACCAUGACACUGAAGAAUACGAUGAAUUCCAAAGCCCCGAUAAAGCAACAUCCGUUGCCAUUGGCGGCAUCGAUGAAGACUACGACAUUGAGUCGGACAACUCGCCUAUGCCCGAAGUACGCGCCAAUGUCCCAAAUGUCGAUGAUCCAUCCAUGCCGGUAAACACCUUACGCAUGUGGAUCAUAGGCAUCUUCUUCACAGUUAUUGGUACCGGUAUCAAUCAGUUCUUCUCUAUGCGGUAUCCCAGUGUGACCAUCUCUUCUCUCGUCGCCCAGCUCGUCGCCUUCCCGGUUGGCCGUGCCGUAGCUCACAUGCUGCCCAUUAUGAAAAUCCGCCUGUUUGGCCGGGACAUUGCCUUGAAUCCGGACCACCAUUUCAACAUCAAAGAGCAUGCCGUCAUCACCAUCAUGUCAAACCUCUCGUUUGGUCCAUCGUGGGCAACGGACAUUAUCCAGGCGCAAAAAGCUUCGGCAUUCUACGGGCUCAAAACACCUGCAGGAUACCAGUUCCUUCUCGCGCUGACCAUGCAGCUCUUUGGUCUUGGGAUGGCUGGCAUGGCUUACAGGUUUAUAGUCGAGCCACCUCAUAUGGUGUGGCCGUCAACGCUGGCCAAUGCAGCUCUGUUUCAAACUCUACAUGGGAGAGCUAAUCCCGCAGCAGAUGGUUGGACCGUCUCUAGGUACCGAUUCUUUAUGCUGGUAUUCGCGGGAGGUUGGCUGUGGUACUGGCUGCCUGGCUUUCUAUUCACUGGCCUUAGUACUUUUGCCUUUAUUUGCUGGGCAGCGCCAAACAACGUCGUUGUCAAUAACCUCUUUGGCAUGAGUACCGGUCUUGCCUAUCUGCCUACGACCUUCGACUGGUCCCAGAUUGCAUACAACGGCUCACCACUCGUGGUACCGUUUUGGGCGCAAGCAAACGUCUUUGCUGGCUGGGUCAUUAUCUUCGCGUUAAUCACACCCAUCCUAUACUACACCAAUACCUGGUACACCGCAUAUCUGCCCUUUUCUGGCGCCGAUACGUAUGACAACACCGGCAACGUUUACAACGCUACCCGUGUUGUUGACAAGCACGGAAAUUUCCUGGUCGACGAGUAUCAUAAAUACAGCCCCAUCUUCAUGCCCGUCACAUUCGCUCUAAGCUAUGGCGUCUCAUUCGCAGUCAUGAGCUGCGUUCCAACGUACAUCUUCCUCAACUACUGGCGGGAGAUUGUCGGAGCGUUUAACCCACAGAGAAAAAAGGACAUUCACGCUCGGCUGAUUGAGCGGUACAAAGACACACCAUGGUGGUGGUACGCCGCCCUGAGCAUCCUAGUCUUUGGCCUCACCAUCAUGGUCCAGGAGGUGUAUCACACGGGAAUGCCGGUCUGGGGCAUAGUUGUCGCCUUUGGGCUCGCCGUUUUCUACCUCAUCCCAACGGGGAGUGUAUUUGCCGUGGCCAAUCUGAACAGCAAUGUUUUAACCGUUCUCGGCGAGAUCAUCUCCGGCUACCUCAUCCCUGGGAAACCCAUCGUCAUGCUCAUCUUCAAGUUCUACGCGUACACUGGUCUCAGCCAAGCCAUGAUCUUUGCGUCAGACAUGAAACUUGGUCUGUACAUGAAGAUUCCGCGACGGACCUUGUUCGUCGCACAGCUGACUGCCUGCAUCGUGGGGUCCCUGACGCAGAACGCAGUUGUUCUCUUCAUGCUGAACAAUGUUGAUAACAUUUGCGAAAGCGACCAGAAGAACAAAUACACAUGUCCGCAAGGUCGCGUCAACUUCUCAUCCAGUGUCAUCUGGGGCGCCAUUGGUCCCGCUCGGCUGUACAGCAUCGGCAAGAUGUACUCUGGGCUGCUGCAUCUCUUCUGGAUAGGCGCGUUAUUACCCGUGUUGACGUUCUUUUUGAAGAAGAAGUUUCCGGGUUCGAAAUUGCUAGCGAACCUGCAUUGGCCGCUGUUCUUUGCUGGCACUGGAAACGUGCCGCCCGCCACUGGCAUCAAUUACACGUCCGCGUUUGCUGUUUCAUUCAUCUUUAACAAAUGGAUUCGGAAAAAGUAUCCGCAUUGGUGGGGGAAGUACAACUAUGUUCUUUCGGCGGCGCUUGACUCUGGUCUUGCCAUUGCAGCUAUCGUGAUCUUCUUCGCUGUAGUCUUCCCGGGAGUGAGUUUGAGCUGGUGGGGGAAUAAUGUGCAAGGAACGACUGUAGAUGGACAGGGUAUUCCUUGGAAAGCGUUGCCUGAAAGUGGAACCUUUGGUCCUGCGGAAUGGUCGUAA